Molecule: messenger RNA, 1333 nt
Organism: Gallus gallus (chicken)
Lineage: Eukaryota; Metazoa; Chordata; Aves; Galliformes; Phasianidae
Gene: MRM3
Product: mitochondrial rRNA methyltransferase 3
Exons: 4
Coding region: 11-1234 (407 amino acids)
Biological process (GO): RNA processing
Molecular function (GO): RNA binding; RNA methyltransferase activity
Source: RefSeq, a predicted model, not a curated record
GCAGAUCAAGAUGGCGGCGCUGAGGCGCGCCGUGCCCGUGCUGAGCCGGGCGCUGGCGGGGCCCGGCGGGGCGGCCCCGGGGCGGCGUUGGGUGCGGGCGCUGAGGCGCAGCCCUGUGCGGGUGCUGCCGCCGCGGAAGGAACAGGCUGAGGCACAGAAGAGGCCCGUGGAGCACCAUCCGCCCCCCCCGGCUGUGGAGCGGGGCUCGGCCGGGCCCGGGCUGUGGUACGAGAAGGCGUCGCCCGGUGACAGGAGCCUGGGAAAAGUGGUGACCAUCGCUAAGUCACGGAGUUUCCGCGACCGCCACGGGAAAGUGCUGCUGGAGGGGCUCAGACUGAUCCGGGACGCGCUGCAGGCGGGCGCCGCGCCCCGCGCUCUGUUCUUCAGCACCGCCGAGCACCUGAGGGAGCUGCCGCCGGCACCGCUGAAAGGAGCCCGCCUGGUGAGGGUGAGGUUCGAGGACAUCAAGUGCUGGUCCGACGUGGUGGCCCCGCAGGGGAUGAUAGGGAUCUUCUCCAAGCCUGACCAUGCCAAGAUGUCUUACCCUACUGCCCAGCUGCCCAUAGUCCUCAUCUGUGACAACAUCCGGGAUCCAGGAAACCUGGGGACUAUUCUGAGAUCUGCAGCAGGAGCAGGCUGUGAAAAAGUGCUGCUGACCAAAGGUUGUGUGGAUCCAUGGGAGCCAAAGGUGCUUCGUGCCGGUAUGGGAGCUCACUUCCGUGUGCCCAUUGUUGCCGAUCUGGACUGGGAAUCUGUUCCCAGCAACCUUCCUUCUGGUGUGCAGGUCUGUGUGGCUGACAACAAAGACCUGGGCGCUCAGGCUGAGACAGAACCCACGUCCCAGGGAGCUGGCAGGUCUGGCUCCCAUUCUGGCAAUCCAAAGGCGCCUGUAAAACCCAAACGUAAGGCUGCUCCUCCUGAACACAAGGAUGAGGAGGGAACAGAGGGCGUCUGUGCCUCGGAGCUUGCUGCACAGUAUUACUAUGAGAACUGGAUACAGUCCCCAGCGGCAGUUGUGGUUGGUGGAGAGACCCAUGGCCUGAGCCCAGACGCACUUCACCUUGCAGCCAGCACAGGUGGGAAGAGACUGGUCAUCCCUGUGGUGCCUGGUGUGGACAGUUUGAACUCCGCUGUAGCUGCUGCCAUAGUGCUGUUUGAAGGGAAGAGGCAGUUGCAGUGGAGGACACACAAGCAAGACAAUGAAAAGCAGUUUAUCCCAAGCAUAGUGGGAUAAACUGCUGAGGCUUGGGUGCUGAAGCAGCACCCCUUCCCUUCGGCACUCCGCAGAGGAAUUAAUUAAUAAAAGAGCAGCCUGGUCUGUUUUGUUUGCUAA